Messenger RNA from Tarenaya hassleriana, 2842 nucleotides. Its product is annotated as tyrosyl-DNA phosphodiesterase 1. The transcript is spliced from 16 exons. Gene Ontology annotation, cellular component: nucleus. The record is from RefSeq and is a predicted model, not a curated record. Gene Ontology annotation, biological process: single strand break repair; double-strand break repair. NCBI's taxonomy places the organism in Eukaryota, Viridiplantae, Streptophyta, Magnoliopsida, Brassicales, Cleomaceae. Gene Ontology annotation, molecular function: 3'-tyrosyl-DNA phosphodiesterase activity; single-stranded DNA binding; protein binding. Bases 364 to 2211 code for a protein of 615 amino acids.
ACAUUAAUCGAUCUCUGUAGUUUCCGCCCUCUUAUUUCUGGGGUUUCCCCCUUUUUCAGCGUUUCUCAAAGUACGAACUUGUAGGAGAUUAAGACAGCUUGUUACUUUUCCAUUGAUACAACAGCAAGGUUCCUCCUUUUGUUCCUGCCUUUCGCCGAAUUAGCUGCCUCACUCCAAAGCCCAUCAUUUGUCGAAUCCUUCGCUUUCCCAAAAGGUUGCGUUUUGAUCCUUCGGCGACCCACUCGCCUCCUCCUCCAGUACACUUCCAUGCACGGAGUGAUCGCACAUACUCGUCGAACUCAUCCUUAAUGGUUCUCUCUCAGGCUGCCUAUCUCGUUCCCUUGAAGGUGGAUUUGGAGGAAGAUGAUUCCAUCCCCAGAAUACCUAUAUCCGAGGGACCAAACACCAUCGGCCGUGACAGCAUUCUCGUUGCCGAUAAACGGCUCAGCCGUAAGCACCUCACAGUCACCGCCUCCGCAGCAGGAGGGAACGAAUCCGGUUGUUGUUAGGUCCCGUGGCGAGAGAAAGAAGGUGUAUUUGGGUGAUGAGGUGUCAGUUUCUGAUGGUGAUGUUAUUGAGAUGAUCCCUGGUCACCAUUUCUUCAAACUUCUGGUGCUUCCCGUUGCAAAUCGUGACAAGGUGAAAGCAAGCGGCGUUUGGGGUGAGUCUGAAAUCGGUGAAAGCCAUGAAAGAGCAGCCAAAAAAGCUCGGAAGGCUGUAACAGGAGGGGACGAUGCUGAGGCUAUUCGACAUUUUCAUUUGCCUGAUGAAAAACUCCCUUUGACAUUUCGGUUGUUGCAUGUUCAAGGGUUGCCAACUUGGGCCAAUACCUCUUGUGUUUCCAUUGAUGACGUCAUUCAGGGAGACAUUGUUGUUGCAAUCCUGUCGAAUUACAUGGUAGAUGUAGACUGGCUGAUGUCUGCUUGUCCAAAGCUGGCCAACAUACCUCACGUUCUGGUCAUUCAUGGGGAAAGUGAUGGUAGGCAAGAUUAUAUGCAGAGGAAGAAGACAGCUAAUUGGGUUAUUCACAAACCGCGGCUGCCUAUUUCUUUUGGCACACACCAUUCUAAGGCAAUGAUUCUUGUCUAUCCUCGAGGGGUGAGAGUUAUAGUGCACACUGCCAACCUGAUUUACGUUGACUGGAACAACAAAAGUCAAGGUUUGUGGAUGCAAGAUUUUCCUUGGAAGGAUAAGAAAGAUUUGUCUAAAGGAUGUGGGUUUGAAGAUGACCUGAUAGAUUACCUCAGUGUUUUGAAGUGGCCGGAAUUCACGGCAAGCUUUCCAGAUCAUGGUAAUUUCAAGGUCAAUGCAUCUUUCUUCAAGAUGUUUGAUUAUUCUGAUGCUGCGGUCCGACUAAUUGCAUCAGUCCCUGGAUAUCACACCGGGUCUUCUUUGAGAAAGUGGGGGCAUAUGAAGCUGCGAACGCUUCUUCAAGAAUGUACCUUUGAUAGAGAAUUCCGUAGAUCUCCUUUAAUUUAUCAGUUUUCCUCCCUCGGAUCUUUAGACGAGAAAUGGUUGGCUGAGUUUGGAGCUUCUCUGUCUUCCGGUUUAUCGGAUGACAAAACUCCUCUUGGCCCGGGAGAUCCGCUAAUAAUAUGGCCUACCGUCGAAGAUGUCAGGUGUUCCUUAGAGGGUUACGCAGCUGGCAAUGCAAUUCCGAGUCCGCUGAAGAACAUGGAGAAAGCGUUCUUGAAGAAGUAUUGGGCCAAAUGGAAGGCGGGUCAUAGUGGUCGCUGCCGUGCAAUGCCGCAUAUAAAGACAUACACUCGUUACAAUGGACAGAAGCUUGCUUGGUUCUUGCUAACAUCGUCGAACCUCAGCAAAGCAGCAUGGGGAGCACUUCAAAAGAACAGUUCCCAGUUGAUGAUCCGUUCAUACGAGUUGGGGGUCUUGUUUCUACCUUCUCCUGUAAAAAAACAUGGCGGGGCCAGGGGUAAGUUUUCGUGCACGGAGAACACGAAUUCAACCAAGGGAAAGCACGAGUUGUUAAAGAACGAUUAUGAAGCAGAGAGGACAAAGCUGGUGACCUUGUCCUGGAAAGGACCCUCUGAUUCACCAGAGAUAAUCUCAUUGCCAUUGCCUUAUGAACUGCCUCCUCAACCGUACUCACCUGAAGAUGUACCGUGGUCAUGGGAUCGGCGAUACACCAAGAGAGACGUGUACGGUCAAGUUUGGCCGAGACAGGUUCAGUUGUAUGCGUCCGAUGACUAGUUUAAUAAGGCUUUUAUAAUCAUUACAAUGAGGUUUUUGUAUCUAUAUAUAUAUAUAUAUAUAUAUAUUAUAAGGUUACGUUAGUUGUCUACAGAGAUUCUUAUGGUCAUCCUGCAACAAUAUGGUUGUUCCAUGUUUUGUGUCCGAACCAUGCAUGGAAUUUUUUUUCCUUCAUUCGGACAAUUGGCAGAUCAGAUUUUUUCAAGUGUCGGAUAUUGCAUUUACCGGAAGUGAGUCAACCAAAGAGAUUCCCUUAUAGUUUUGUUCGAAAUUGAAUGGAUCGUAUGUGAAUAACCGGAUGAAUUCGUAGUAAACCGGCAAUUAACGACGUCGACUCAGAACCAGAAUUAAGGGUUUGAUUAGUAAUUAAUAGAUAAUUAAAAGAAAAUACGAAUCAAGAGGAUUGGGGGUUAAUUGUCGGCUAAUCAAAUCGAGGAUGAUACAUGUACGAGAGGCGUGAGAAAAGAAAAAUCAGUGGCACAUAUUCGAUGGGAGUUAGAAUACAAACAGAGGAAGACAACACCUCACGAUCAGUGUCGAUGUUUCGAAGAACAUGCGUCUCUUUCCUUAGGAUUUGGCAAUCAUCUCUGUGUAAAUUAAAUUAAAUGGCACCCACAUUGCUUUCAAAUCA